UGGCCUUGUGGGCUGCAAGUGCACACUGCUGGCUCAUGUCAAGAUUUUCAUCUACCAGUGUCCCAGUGUCCUUCUUGGCAGGGCUGCUCUCAAGGAGUUCUUCACUCAGUCUGUAUAGAUAUCAGGGGUUUCUGCAGCACGAGUGCAAACACCUUGCACAUGUCCUUGUUGAACCUCAUUAAGUUCAUACGAACUCAUCCUUCAAGCUUGUGCACGUCUCUUUGGAUUGAGUGCCCCCACAGCAAGUAUGAGAGAACAUCAAAAGAAAUGUGAUGAGGAGAACAAUGGAUGUGAUUUUCCCCCUCUACUCUGCUCUUGUGAGACCUCACAAUGAAUACUAUAUUCAGCUGUGCAUCCCCCCACAUAAGAAAGACACUGACCUGUUGGUGUGAAUCCAGAUAUGGGCCAUGAAGGUAAUCAGACAGCUGGAGAACUUAUGCUAUGAGAGAACUGUCGUUAUUUUGCCUGGAGAGGAGAAGGUUCUGGUGAGACUUUGGAGUGGCAUUCCAGUACACAGAGAAUGCUCACAAGGGAGAUAGGGAGGGAUACUUUCCGACUGAUUGCAAUGAUAGGACAAGGUCUAAUGGCGUUCAAGUAAAAACAGUAGAAUUAGAAGAGAUAUUAGGAAGAAGUUCUUUACUAUGAGGAUGGUUAGGCACUGGAACAGUUUACCAGAGAAGUUGUGGAUGCCCCAUCCUGGGAAGUGUUCAGGGCCAGGCUGGAUGGGACUCCUAGACAUCUGAUGCAGUGGAAAGUAUCCCUGCUUUUGGAGGUGCAUGGAACUACAUGAUCUUUCAGAUCCCUUCCAAGAGAAACUAUUCUAUGAUUCUGUGACUGUCAUAAGCUCUUUUCUGAGGGCAGUGUUACAUGCGAUAGGGUUAAAUUUCAGCACAAAACCCACACACACGGAAAAGCCAAAACAAGUGGACAUCAGAGUGAGCUGAGGAGGCAGAGAAGGAUGAAGCACAAGCCACAUCAUCAUAUACAGGAAACCUUGGGCAUCCAGCUGAUGUUUUCUGGAGCUCCUUCCUGAGGGUGGUACUUCCAACAGCCGCACUGCAGUGAACCAGGCUGAUGUCACUUGCAUGCUCUGGACCCAACCAGCACUUGAGCCAAAUCAUCUGCCUCAGCACUGCAAUCCUGACCUACAAAUCUUUGGGCCUUUCAUUGCAGCACUUCAAAGAUCCUUCAUUUCAGAAUGGGCAAGGCAUAAAUCUGGAAAUGAAAAGGUAGCACUGCAGGAAACCAAAACACAGCCCAUACAAUGAGAAGGAAUGGCAUGCAUUCAAGGUCAGCUUGUCAGAAAAUUAGUGCCUAUAUCAAUGGUGCCUGCAGGCCUGCAGCAAUGAAGGACCAGUAUAAAAGGCAGCUCAAUUCCCAGCUCUCUCAUCCACUUCUCUUGCCUCAUUCUCGUUGGGAACCAGGUAAGUGUGAAGCACUCUCUCCUCCUCUUGCAAAGUGAGAUUUUGCCUCAGUUGUUGUCUCAUACAACAGCGGAGUUCCUUGCUAUGGGAGAUCGUACAGGGGAUAAGGUCUGCGUAGAAAGUGCUUGGGACACAGCUUACAUGGCUUUAGAUUUAUACAGUCUGUGAGAAUCUCCCUGGGCCAGACUACUCUUUGUAGGGCCCUGGUAAAACAUAGGUACGUGUCCUUUUUUCUCAGCCUUCUCUGUGAUGGCUAGUAGUUGCCAUGGCAGGGUAUCCAGCCUGUCCCUCACAUACCCUUGUGUUCUACUUCCUUCUGUCCCUCUCUCCUAGGUGUAUCGCCAGCCCCAAGACAUGUCCUGCUACAGCCAGUGUGUGCCAUGCCGGCCCUGCGGCCCCACCCCUCUGGCCAGCAGCUGCAAUGAGCCCUGUGUCAGGCAGUGCCAGAACUCCACCAUCGUCAUUGAGCCCUCUCCUGUGGUGGUGACCCUGCCCGGACCCAUCCUCAGCUCCUUCCCGCAGAACACUGUUGUGGGCUCGUCCACCUCCGCUGCUGUUGGCAGCAUCCUCAGCUCUGAGGGCGUGCCCAUCACCUCGGGAGGCUUUAACUUGUCUGGCUUCGGCAGCGGCUACUGUGGCAGAAGGUGCCCGCCCUGCUAAAGCCGCUGGCCAUG
Messenger RNA from Numida meleagris (helmeted guineafowl), 2098 nucleotides. RefSeq names its product feather keratin Cos1-1/Cos1-3/Cos2-1-like. Bases 1779 to 2084 code for a protein of 101 amino acids. The record is from RefSeq and is a predicted model, not a curated record. The transcript has a single exon. Lineage: Eukaryota; Metazoa; Chordata; Aves; Galliformes; Numididae. Gene Ontology annotation, molecular function: structural constituent of cytoskeleton. Gene Ontology annotation, cellular component: intermediate filament.